GAAAAUAAAAUAAAAUAAAAAAUUUAAGUGAUUUUGCCCACUAUUAUUUUAACGCGGGAAAAUUGAACUCAACCGUGAAAGCUUAGCAGCUGAUUUCCCAGUUGAGUACAACUCGAUAAGCUGUGAGUACUCACAAAUGGAGGAGAACGGCGAAAUGGAAUUCCCAGCAUUCCCCUACAAACCCUACUCAAUACAGCUGGAUUUCAUGAAAUUCCUUUACGAAUCGCUCAACAGAGGUGGGCUCUCGAUGCUGGAAAGCCCCACCGGGACUGGAAAAACCUUAAGCAUGAUAUGCAGUGCACUGCAGUGGCAUGAUGAUAGAAAGAAAUUGGAUAGUGCGGAGAAAAAUGAGAAGGAGAAGUUGGGCGAAGGUAAUGAUGGUGAUGAGCCGGAUUGGCUUAGAAAUUUUAUGCCAAAUAAAGAAGCUGAUGUAGUCGAGAGUACAAAUGUAAUGCAUAAGAGGAAAAGUGGAUCUCGUUUGAAGGAAAAGGGAGAAAAUGUUAGAGAUUUAUCUAGUUAUAGUAGUGGUGAAGGUGAAAAGGGGAAGGGGAAUAGCAAGGAGGAGAGUAGCGCGAAGGGGAAAGGUGGGAGUGAGGUGGAUGAUGCGGAGUUUUUGAUGGAAGAGUAUGACAGCGAAUCAGAAAUAGGUGGGAAAUCGAAGAGGAAGAAUGGUGGAGGGGAUGAUAUGUUGUCGAGUGAAGAAGAAGACGAAGUAGAUGAGCUGGUUGGGAAGGAAGAGGAGUCGCGAGCGAAGAUCUACUUUUGCAGUCGGACACAUUCACAGCUUUCACAGUUCAUGAAAGAGAUGAGGAAGACUAAAUUUGCUAGUGAGUUGAAGGUUGUUUGCUUGGGCUCUAGGAAGAAUCUCUGUAUCAAUGAAGAGGUGUUGAAGCUGGGGGCAUCCAAUCGUAUCAAUGAGAAAUGCUUGGCGCUCCAAAAAAAUAAGAAGGAUGAAGCUUCUAAAAUGAAGAAGUUGGGUUCUGGAAAAAGGAUUCGUUGCAACAAAUCUUCUUCUGGAUGUCCAAUGCUAAGAAGAAGGAAAAUAGAGGAGUUCGCAAAUGAAAUUAUUCAAAUGGAGGCUCUUGACAUUGAAGAUCUUGUCCAUAUUGGACGUGAUAUAGGAGGUUGCCCAUAUUAUGGUUCAAGAAAAAUGUUGCCUGCAGCUGAUCUCGUGGUUCUUCCAUAUCAGUCUCUUCUUUCAAAAUCAUCACGUGAAUCAUUGGGUUUAAAUCUAAAAGACAGUGUUAUUAUCAUAGAUGAAGCUCAUAAUCUAGCAGACACUCUCAUCAGUAUGUAUGAUGCAAGAAUCUCAUGGUCCCAGUUGAAACAAUUGCAGUCUCACUUAGAUGGAUAUUACCAAAGAUUUUGCAAUGUUCUAGGACCAGGAAACCGGAGAUAUAUCCAGACUUUGAUGACCAUCACUCGGGCCUUUUUACGAAUGUUGUCUGAUGUGAAGCAGGUGAACCGUGCUGACCUUCCAGUUCCAUGUGAUACAAUGACCAUCAACGAAUUUUUGUUUGCUCUGAAUAUUGACAACAUAAACCUUGUCAAACUGUUACAAUACGUGAAAGAAAGCAACAUAAUUUAUAAGGUCUGUGGAUACGGAGAUAAACUUGUCAUAUCUCAAAAUACCAGUCCUGGUGGAGAUGAUGAAAUUAAUGAGGAAAGUGCAAUCUCUGGUUUCAGAGCAUUAGCUGAUAUGCUUUCCUCUUUGAUCAAUAAUAACAGCGAUGGAAAAAUGAUAGUCUCAAGACCGAUGCAGACAUGUAAUGGUCUAGAAGGAGGGUAUGUAAAGUAUGUUAUGCUGACUGGAGAGAAAAUAUUUUCUGAGGUGGUAGAUCAAUCCCAUGCUGUCGUCUUGGCUGGUGGAACCUUACAACCUAUAGAGGAAACAAAGGAAAGACUUUUUCGGUCUCUACAGUCAAAUGAGUUACCCUUUUUUUCAUGUGGGCACAUAGUUCCUUCUAAAAAUAUUUUGCCAGUUGCUGUUAAACUUGGGCCUUCUGGUCAGUCUUUUGAUUUUAGCUACAAAGCUAGGAGCUCAUCAACCAUGAUUGAGGAGCUAGGUCUUCUGCUGUCUAAUCUAGUGACAAUUGUUCCAGAAGGUGUAGUUGUAUUUUUCUCAUCAUUCGAGUAUGAAAGCCAGGUCUAUGAUGCAUGGAAGGAAUCAGGAAUUGUUUCAAGGAUUAUGAAGAAGAAGCGCAUUUUCAGAGAGCCAAGAAAGAGUACGGAUGUUGAAGCUGUAUUGAGAGAAUACAAAGGAACAAUUGACGCGUUGUCCAUCACAGGUUCCACAUCUUGCAACGGUGCAAUCCUCCUUGCCAUUGUUGGGGGCAAGAUAUCCGAAGGCAUCAAUUUCAGUGAUGGGGCUGGUCGGUGCAUAGUAAUGGUUGGAUUACCCUAUCCUAGCCCAUCAGAUGUUGAGUUGAUAGAGAGGGUGAAGCAUAUUGAGGGUCUUGGGAAGACAAUCCCAAGUGAAACUGAGUGUCGUGGUAGGGAUGCCGAGACUGGGCUUCAAAUCCUUAAAAGGUGUAAAGGAAGAGGAAAAGAGUACUACGAAAAUCUUUGCAUGAAAGCUGUGAAUCAAUCCAUUGGUAGAGCAAUUCGGCAUGUGAAUGAUUAUGCAGCAAUAUUGUUGGUGGAUGCACGUUAUGCUUCUGAUUCCAUGAAGAAAAACUCUUCCCACCCAACUGACAAGCUGCCACAGUGGAUCAAAACUCAUCUGGUUCCUACAACUGUCUUUGUAGAAAGGAAGGAGUACCUUUUUGAUAAUCAGCUAGCCUCAAGGAGACAGCAGCAGUGUGGACCAAAAAGCAGAUAAAUUUGUCCCAUUCAUUCCCAUUGCCAUUCGUCUCAAGGUAUGUGAAAGAAACUUCCAUCUCUUUUUGUUUUCCACCAAAGCACAUUCCAAUUUGGAAGUUUUGUGAUAAAAAGAUGAGCAGCAAGCAGCCACAAAUGCUCAUGAAAUCAACCCUCCACAAGACCAAGAAAUUUUUCACCAAAACCCCCACAAAUUCCAAAAUCAUCAUGGAUGAAGCUGUAUUGCCAAAGAAGAAAGAGUGGACGAGGGCGAGAAAGUGGUCGUCAGCUGAGAAGCAGGAAGAUGAUUUGGCGCAGAAGAUAGAAGAUUUGGAGAUGAUGAUGAUGGAGUUGAACGAUUGGGAUCACGCGCUAGACGUGGAGGAGGCGCUGCAUUACUACUCGCGCCUCACAUGCCCGGCUUACGUACAAAUUGUAGACCAGUUUUUCAUGGACAUGUAUUCGGAAUUCCACGCUUCAAUGAGGAAACUGGCGCCCCACAGCAAUUACAGCUCAAUGAGAAGUCUUGCACCUUUAAAGCUAUGAAAUUUCUAAGCCUUUCUAUUUUGAAACAUGAAUUAAUGCUUAUGUAUUGUGUAAUAGCAUGUAUUUUUUUUUUCUUGGAAUAAUUUUUUGUUGAUUACUAGUGUGCUGCUGGAAAUUGUACUCGAUUAUUAUACUCCAUCUAUCUAUUAACUCUUUUAUUUUCAA
This is a messenger RNA of Salvia miltiorrhiza (redroot sage), 3510 nucleotides long. RefSeq lists its product as uncharacterized. Bases 137 to 2821 code for a protein of 894 amino acids. The transcript has 10 exons. Gene Ontology annotation, biological process: establishment of sister chromatid cohesion; nucleobase-containing compound metabolic process. The record is from RefSeq and is a predicted model, not a curated record. Lineage: Eukaryota; Viridiplantae; Streptophyta; Magnoliopsida; Lamiales; Lamiaceae. Gene Ontology annotation, molecular function: DNA binding; DNA helicase activity; ATP binding. Gene Ontology annotation, cellular component: nucleus.